Lacerta agilis (Sand lizard) is the source of this 2172-nucleotide messenger RNA. Its product is annotated as vomeronasal type-2 receptor 26-like. Gene Ontology annotation, molecular function: G protein-coupled receptor activity. NCBI's taxonomy places the organism in Eukaryota, Metazoa, Chordata, Lepidosauria, Squamata, Lacertidae. Gene Ontology annotation, biological process: G protein-coupled receptor signaling pathway. Gene Ontology annotation, cellular component: membrane. Bases 1 to 2172 code for a protein of 723 amino acids. The record is from RefSeq and is a predicted model, not a curated record. The transcript has 5 exons.
AUGGCCAGCAUUUCAGCAAUCCACAAGAUUCCACAGCUCACUUAUGGAUCAUUUUUGCCACUACAAGGUUCCAAAAGUUUAUUCCCAUUUCUAUACCAGAUGGUCCCCAAUGAAGCCUACCAGCACAUAGGUGUUGUACGGUUACUUCAGCAUUUCAGAUGGACCUGGAUUGGGCUUUGGGCUGUAGAUGAUGAUCGAGGAGAUAGGUUUUUACAGACAAUGAUGCCAUUGCUUUCCAUAAAUGGUAUCUGCUAUGCCUUCAUCACAAGAAUACCCAAAUGGAAUUAUGUGGAUGAGAUGAUAAACUUUGGUUUGCAGCUUUUGGAAAGCUAUGCAAAUAUCUUUGAGGGAAAAUCCAAUAAGGGAAAUCCCAGUGUAUUCUUUAUUUAUGGAGAGCCUCCAUCCUUUCAGAGUUUGAGAAUGCUGCUAUUUUAUGCACCUUUCUUGUCACUUCCGCCUCUGAAUAAAGUGUGGAUUGUUACGUCCCACUGGGAUUUUGCAUCACACUCUCUUCAGAAAAAUUGGGAUAUGCAAACCUUCCAUGGUUCUUUAUCCUUCACAGUUCACUCAAGUCAGUUAUUAGAUUUCCAUAAGUUCAUUCAUAAGUUAAGGCCAUCAUUGGCAAAAGGUGAUGGUUUUAUCCAGUUCUUCUGGGAGCAGGCCUUUAGCUGCUCAUUCAAAAUCUCGAAAGGACAGCAAGAGGAGGAAAACAACAAAUCUUGCACUGGGGAUGAGAAGCUGGAGGAACUUCCUGGAAUUUUGUUUGAAAUGGACAUGACAGGCCACAGCUACAAUGUCUACAAUGCUGUGUACAUUGUGGCACAUGCAUUACAUGCCAUAAAGAAAAGCAGCUCCAACAGUAGAAGGAUUAUUGAAGGAGGGGAACUGGCAUUUCCAAAUGUGCAAUCAUGGCAGGUGAAUUCGUUUCUAAGGCACAUCGCGUUCAAUAACUGUGUUGGAGAUUCUGUGCACUUUGAUGACAAUGGAGAAUUAGUUGCUUCUUUUGAUGUAACAAACUGGUGGAUUUUUCCCAAUGGCUCACUGGUUAGAGCAAAAGUUGGAAGACUGGAAUCUCAGGCUCCUUUAGGAAAAGAGUUAAUAAUCAAUGAUGACCAAAUUCUGUGGCAUCCAAGUUUUAACCAGGUGUUGCCUAUCUCUGUCUGCAAUGACAACUGCUAUCCUGGCUACAGCAGGAAAAAGAAGGAGGGAGAAAAAUUUUGCUGCUAUGAUUGUGCUCCAUGUGCAGAAGGGAUGAUCUCUAAGCAGAAAGAUAUGGAUGCCUGUGUCAAAUGUCCAGAAGAUCAGUAUCCCAAUAUGGACCAAACUCAAUGCAUUCCCAAAGCUGUAAACUACCUCUCUUACAAAGAAACAUUAGGGAUUACCUUAGCCAUCUUAGCUAUUUCCUUCUCUAUUAUCACAACUUUAAUACUUGGAAUUUUUGUGAAGCACAAGGACACUCCCAUAGUCAAAGCUAACAACAGGACCCUCACCUACAUCCUUCUCAUCUCUCUCCUUCUUUGCUUCCUCUGCUCCUUACUCUUCAUUGGACAGCCUGGAAAGGUCAUCUGCCUUCUCCGACAAACAGCCUUUGGCAUCAUAUUCUCUGUGGCCCUUUCCAGCACUUUGGCAAAAACCAUCACUGUGGUUUUGGCAUUCAUGGCAACCCAGCCAGGAUCCAGAAUCAGAAAAUGGGUGGGGAAGAGAAUGGCAAAUUCAAUUGUCCUCUCUGGCUCCUUUCUUCAAGCUGGCAUUUGUUCUCUUUGGUUAUGUACUUUCCCUCCAUUCCCAGAUAUGGACAUGCACUCAGUGACAGGAGAAAUGCUACUGGAAUGUAAUGAGGGUUCAGCUAUCAUGUUCUACUGUGUCAUAGGCUACAUGGGUUCCUUGGCCAUUGUCAGCUUCAUUUUGGCUUUUCUAGCCAGGAAGUUGCCAGACAGUUUCAAUGAGGCCAAAUUUAUCACUUUCAGCAUGUUGGUGUUUUGCAGUGUUUGGCUGACUUUUGUUCCAACCUACUUGAGCACCAAAGGAAAAUACAUGGUGGCUGUGGAGAUCUUCUCCAUCUUAUCAUCCAAUGCUGGGUUACUGGGUUGCAUCUUUUUUCCUAAAUGCUACAUCAUUGUACUGAGGCCAGAACUGAAUAACAGGGAGCUAAUAAUAAGGAAAACCAAAUGA